AUGGUGGAUUCCUCAUCGUAUGAGAAGAGGAAAGACCCUCACAACGAGCUGAAUAAUCAUGGCCUGCAGCUUGGAAAUGAUGGCUUCGUCGAAUGGAAGCUCGAUGAAAAGCAGCACCCGCGAAAUUGGAUCAUUACGAAGAAGGCAUACAAUGUCGGCCUGGUUUGCUUCUUCGAGUUUUGGAUGACAGCGAUAAGAAGCAUCUUCUGUUCACCCAUCUCCGAAACGUUUGGCCGACGCACGCUCUACAUCGUCGCGAUCACAGUCUAUUGUAUCUUCAGCGCCAUUAUAGCAGCUGUACCUUCAGUCAUUGCGGUAUGCUUCGGACGGUUCUUCACAGGCUUUGCCUCUGCCAUUCCUGCCACCGUCGCCUUCGGCAGCUUCGAAGAUCUGUACGAAAGCGAAACACGGAUUUGGAUAGUCUAUAUCUACACCUUGGCAGGGAACAUGGGCCUGGUAUUGGGACCCAUCUACUCCGCUUACGUGACCACAUACGCUGGAUGGCGUUGGGUCUUCUACAUUUCCACCAUCGUCUCUGGGAUCGGCAUCAUCGCCUCAUUGUUUCUCCACGAGAGUCGUACCAGGUACCUCUUAGAGUUGAAAGUCAAGGCAGUACAGAAGAGGGCUGGCAACAAUGCUCUCCGCAUCGCUGAGAGGCAAAAUAUCACACUACGAUCCUUCGCACAAGAUUGCCUCUUUCGUCCUCUGAAGUUCCUGGCCACCGAGCCUAUCGUUUUCAGCUGCGCCGCCCUGAUGGCCAUAUCCUUUAGCCUCAUCUAUGGGCUCACCGAAGGUCUUAAUGUCGUAUACACAGAAUUGGGCUUCGCUGAGUCCACGACAUCAUCGCUAUCCUUCGUUCCCAUUCUAAUUGGCCUACUGGUAAACGUCCUUCCUCGUAUUUACGACCAGAGAGUUUUCACCCGCUGUCGCAAAAAAAGUUCCCUCCGCCCCGAAGCCAAAGUCAGCUCCUUAGUCACAGCCUGCCCCGCUCUCGCUGUAGGCCUUUGGCUCUUCGCUUGGACCAUACCACCUCUUGUACCGCACGUCCACUGGACAGUGUCCAUGAUCGGGCUGGUGCUAGUCGGCUACGCAACCAACGACCUUUCUUACAUACUUUUUGGCUACCUUACCGACUCGUAUGGACCCUACGCAGCUUCUGCUUGCUCUGCUCUCAGCCUGUCGCGCACGCUCAUGGCUGCCGUAUUUCCGCUAUUUACUUACAGCAUGUACACUAGCUUGGGUGGUAACGUUGCAACAAGCAUCUUCGCAGCUGUUGCAACGAUGGCUUGCGUUACCCCUGUGGUGUUUAUCAAGUAUGGAAGGAAGCUUAGGGAGAUGAGUCAUUUUGCGCAAGCGGAUGGAUGUGAGAAUCAGAGGGACGAGGAGACCCCGUCGAGAAAGGAGGAAGAGAAAGUGGAAAGAGGGCAAAGAGACUCUUCAGCAAGCACUGUCAUUUUGCUUGGUUCGUGA
Letharia lupina is the source of this 1470-nucleotide messenger RNA. RefSeq lists its product as uncharacterized. Gene Ontology annotation, molecular function: transmembrane transporter activity. Bases 1 to 1470 code for a protein of 489 amino acids. NCBI's taxonomy places the organism in Eukaryota, Fungi, Ascomycota, Lecanoromycetes, Lecanorales, Parmeliaceae. The record is from RefSeq and is a predicted model, not a curated record. The transcript has 2 exons. Gene Ontology annotation, biological process: transmembrane transport.